Molecule: messenger RNA, 2231 nt
Organism: Physella acuta
Lineage: Eukaryota; Metazoa; Mollusca; Gastropoda; Physidae
Source: RefSeq, a predicted model, not a curated record
UACCUUGAAAACAGAUGAGAGAGGAAAAAAUUGCGCACAGAGGCGGGGAGCGGAAGAGGAGGAGGGAAAUGAAAAAUAAAAAAAGCUGAUGAUAAAAGAACAAAACAAAACAAAAAAACCAAGUUGAAUUUAUUGGAGAGUUCGCGCAGUGUCAUUCCUCUUGUGUAUUGAAUGUUAAAAUCUAGAUCAGAACAUUUUUUUAAAAAAAAGUUUAUUCUCCUGCGUGUUCUCGAUCAAUUCAACGAUCAUUCAAGGGAGGCAAACCAACGCCACAACACAAGUGUGUUGUUGAUCGCUGUGUUUGUUGUGUAUAUAAGUUCUCCUGGUUCACGGUGGUGUGUUGUGUGCUGUUUAACACGAGAAGUGACGGGCUGUAUCCUCUCUAUGCACAGCUUUGAGUUACAGUUACAAGUUUCUAGAUUUCAGUGACGGAAAUAUGAUGGAAAUCGCUUUACGUUGCAUGAGACUAGAUUGGUGUCUGUGGCUGUAGAGGUUUCCGUUGUGUGAGCCACAGAUGGAGGGUACAGCGCUAGAUACAAGACUGCUUAAACUAGUCAGCAACUAAAUCUACCACUGGUCAGCAAGUGAAGACCUUAACCUAAAGGUCACCAAGUGAAGACCUGAACCUAAAGGUCACCAAGUAAAGAACUUACCCUAAAGGUCACCAAGUAAAGACCUUAACCAUAAAGGUCACCAAGUAAAGACCUUACCUCUAAAGAUCCCACCCUAGUCACCACGUGAAGACCCCUAACAUGGCCAACUUUGUGAUACACCUGGAAGAUGUGCUGACCAUGCUGCUCACGUCUCACCUGCUCGUCCUGCUCCAGCUCGUGCUGAUCCGCCUGCUCCACUGGUGCUCGACCUUUCUGAACCUUCGGACGCUGGUCGAGAUCCACAGGUCAAGGCCAAGCCUGCUGCCCAGGAUCCUAACAGAACAGCUGAGUCUCUGGACAUUGAUGGUUCUCACCAUUCUAGCCCUAACGUACACGUCAAUAUCGUCUCUUCCAUUCAGUCACCAGCCCUCCCCUUACCCAAACUGUCUCAUCCGGGUUAUUCUAAGUGCAAACGUGGCCAGAUUUCUUGUCAUGGCCCUGCAAAUGCUCCUCGUCCGUGAAACAGUAGACGGAAAACCGGAGACUCGGUCCGUCGCAGGCCAAUCUGGCAAGCCAGGCGUUGACUUUGUUUACAACCUACUCAGCGCGGCGAAUUGCCUGAUCAGUAUGGCCUACAAUGAAAAUUUACUUUUGGCCGUCACGAUCAUCAUACCGGAAAUCAGCUCAUCGGCAAAAGACACCUGCCUCGUUCUGAAACUCGGCCAAAAAAGCUACAGCACGUGCAAGAAAAUGAUCAUGUUCUCCUGCGCCAUUUGUUUCGUUUCCCGGGCGUUUCUGCCUAUAACACUGGUAACUCUUGCCAUGCUUCAAGAAACUCCGUUUUUCAUGGAUAGCGUCCCUUUGACCGUUUUCCUUCUCCACUUCGUAUACGCUUUUCUCUACAGCUGUCUGUUGCUUCACCAAAGCAUUCAGCGUGUGGUGAACACCUGUCGGUACAAGCCACCGACUUCCGAGUGCAAUACUUUUUCUAUCAAUGAAAAUUCUAACGGAACGAACUUCAAAGAAAACAGACUUGUCACCAACCAGUGUUUCAGCUACGGAUUCACCCGGGUCUGCGAUAAUCGGAAUUUGUGCAGCCCCCUCCCCGUGAAGGAGAAAGAAAAACUCAACCUGUUAAAAAAUAAAGAAAUGGCGAAGUAUUUUUUACUGUAUAAGCUACCACGUGACCAGGGGACGCCUCACGGGACCGGGGAGAGCAGUUUCGUGACGUCGUGCCGUGACGUCAGCGACCCGGUCUGUUCGAGGAACGAUUCGCCGGAAAUGACAGUAGACAGUCACAGCUCACUGUGUCAGUCGCGAGAGACAAUGAUCAGUAUGGAGGAUCUGUCUUUAUCGGUGGACAUCUUCAAACAAGACGAGACCAGUAGCCAGGAAAAACGGAUAAAUACUGGACAAAAUGAAUAGUGAAGUAAAAAAAAAUACUUUAUAUGAAUUUAUUUUAUCAACUAAAUGAGGGGUAAAAAGAGGGGGAAGAGGUAAUUCUCUCCAUUUACUAAAAGCAGAAAAAUGUUUCCAAGAUUAAUUAAUCUAAUGUGGAUGUUUUACUGUUUUUAUUAAAACUUACAGAAACUCAUGAUAUGGAUGGUAUUUUAAUCAUCGUUUCUUUUGGACAUUUUU